This is a messenger RNA of Manihot esculenta (cassava), 696 nucleotides long. Its product is annotated as E3 ubiquitin-protein ligase ATL23. Bases 50 to 541 code for a protein of 163 amino acids. Lineage: Eukaryota; Viridiplantae; Streptophyta; Magnoliopsida; Malpighiales; Euphorbiaceae. The transcript has a single exon. The record is from RefSeq and is a predicted model, not a curated record.
CACCACCCCCCAUUUAUAUCCCCCGCUCUCCUCCUCCUCCUCCCCUAUAAUGCGCGAUGGUGUGCACUACGCGCCGCUCAUCCCCUCUCCCUCUCCCUCUCGGCCGCCAGCCCCCGUGAACAACCUCUCUCCAUCCUCCAACCAAAACAUGCUCCUCUCUGUCUUUUUGGCUCUUUUUCUCCCUUGCGUCGGAAUGAGCGCUGUUUUUCUUGUUUAUAUUUGUCUCCUGUGGUACGCUGCUGAAAAUAAUCAAACAGAAAUUUCGCCGCCAGUAAAGCAGCCGACGGAGAAGGGAUUAUCUCCGUCUGAGCUUGAUAAGUUGCCGAAAAUAACUGGAAAGGAGUUGGUUAUGGGGACGGAGUGUGCGGUUUGUCUUGAUGAGAUUGAGAUCGAGCAACCGGCGAGGCUGGUUCCUGGUUGCAAUCAUGGUUUCCAUUUACAAUGUGCAGAUACUUGGCUUUCGAAGCAUUCUGUGUGUCCUGUUUGCAGGGGCAAGCUUGAUUCCCAGUUUUUCAUCGCUUCUAAUGAGAAUCCUUGCUGAAUUCCGAUCAUGACGAAGGAGAAGAAGAAGAAGAUGAUGAUGAUGAUGAUGGAUUCUGUUUAGCAUUCUAUUAGGGUAUUGUAAGAUAACAUAGAUCAGAAUUCUUGUUCAUGUCGCUUAAUUAAUUAUUAUAUUUGUUUGUGUUCUGUGAUUAA